Podarcis lilfordi (Lilford's wall lizard) is the source of this 6547-nucleotide messenger RNA. NCBI's taxonomy places the organism in Eukaryota, Metazoa, Chordata, Lepidosauria, Squamata, Lacertidae. The record is from the annotation of a GenBank genome assembly.
AUGGCUGCCCCACCCGACCUGCUCCGCGCCAAGGGGCUCCCGCUGCUGCUGCUGCUGCUGCUGCUGGGUAGGUCGAGGCCGGACGCCUGGGUUCCCCCCCUCGCAGGGCGCGGGAGGAGGAGAGCUCGGGGCCGGACGCCUGGGUUCCCUCCCAGGGGGGCGGAGGAGGAGGGAUUUCCUCCCCCUGCAAGGCAGAGACUCAGCGGGCGCAGGAAGGGGCUGGCGGGGGAAACUUCUCCGGUGGGAUUUCUGCCUGUCGCAAAGCGGGGCGGGGCGGGGGGGGAUUUGGCCCGGGAUAGUCCCUCCGCUUUCGCUUUCCGUUUCCUGGCCGAGUCCCGAAUCCGGCCCCUUGCUGCCCCGCUGCUCCUGCCCUCCGGCCCCCCUCGGGGGCAUCUUCUUCCCAAUGGAGCCUCCCUGGACAGAGCCAGUCUACCUUGCCCUGCUCCGGAUCCAGCAGGGCUCUCCCAGACUGGGCUAGCGGGAGGGGUCCCCUUGCUCCGGACCCAGAUGCUGCGGCUGCUUUGGGGGCCCCCAGGGGCAUCCAGUCCACCCCUUCUUCUUCUUCCUCCUCCUCUCCUGGCAGGAGCGUCCUUCGGCAGAUCCUCGCCUCCGCUGGCCAAGCUGGGCUGCUGGUUCCUGGAGGAGGCUGGGGGCGGAGGCUCAGGCAUGUCCAGCGCCCCCAAGCAGCGCCCCGCCAUCUUGUUCCUGCCCCCACCCGGGAGACGCCUGGAAGAAGCUGCCCUGGAGUCCGAGUUGCCCCCGGAGGUGGAGGCCGGCCUGGCCUUCCAGGUCCUGGGUAUGGAGACCCCCCAUAGGACACCCCCACCUGUCCCCUGGGUCCCAUCCCUGCUUCUCAUUCACCGGGAGGGACUUGAAGCACCUCUGAAUUCAGCCUCACUGGGAGACCCAUUUCACAGGCGCCACAACUGAGGCUGGGAAACUUAAAAUGAUUCUCUGGAUCUUCAGUGUCGGCAAACACUCCUUCCCCAAUCUCCGUUUUUAAACCUCCAGGGACAGAGUUGCUUUCCUUGGAGGUUUUCCAAACAGAGGCUGGAAGGCCAAAUGUCAGGGAUUCUUGAGCUAAGAUUCCUGCAUUGCAGGGGGUGAGACUAGAUGUCCCUCGGGGUCCAACCUACAGCUGUUUACUUUUUUAUUUUUAAACAUUUUUUCUUUUAAAAACAUCAGUGUGAUUGAACAACACUAAAUAAUAAUACAGUGAUACCUCGGGUUAAGUACUUAAUUCGUUCCAGAGGUCCGUUCUUAACCUGAAACUGUUCUUAACCUGAAGCACCACUUUAGCUAAUGGGGCCUCCUGCUGCUGCCGCGCUGCCGGAGCACGAUUUCUGUUCUCAUCCUGAAGCAAAGUUCUUAACCUGAAGCACUAUUUCUGGGUUAGCGGAGUCUGUAACUUGAAGAGUAUGUAACCCGAGGUACCGCAGUAUCUAUAUCUGGCCACAGUGAUCCAUGCGACGGUCACCUCCAGGCUUGACUACUGUAAUGUGCUCUACGCGGGGCUGCCCUCGAAGCUGACCCAGAAACUCCAGCGGGUGCAGAAUGCUGCAGCGAGGCUCCUCACGGGGUCUCUGCCAGGGGAGCAGAUUCACCCAGUGCUUUUCCAGCUGCACUGGCUCCCAGUGGAGUACAGGGUCAGGUUCAAGGUGCUGCUUUUGACCUUUCAAGCCCUCCACGGCCCACGACCCUCGUCCCUACAGGACCGCCUCUCCUGGCCUGCCCCACGGAGAGCCUCAAGGUCCAUAAAUAACAACACCCUAGUGGUCCCAGGCCCUAAGGAAGUUAGAUUGGCUUCAACCAGAGGCAGGGCCUUUUCAGCACUGGCCCCGGCCUGGUGGAACGCUCUGCCUCAUGAGACCAGGGCCCUGCAGGAUCUGAUUUCUUUCCUCAGGGCCUGUAAGACAGAGUUGUUCCGCCUGGCCUUUGGCUUGGAGCCAAUUUGAUUCCCUCCGUCCCUUUCUUUCUUUUUUCCUUUCCUUCUCCUCCUGCGAGGAGGCUACAUUUUAAUAUUUUAAUGUUAUAUUUUAAUUUUGUUUUUAAGUUGUAUUCAUUCAACUUAUUUUUAUUAUUGCUUGUUAGCCACCCUGAGCCUGGCCUUGGCUGGGGAGGGCGGGGUAUGAAUAAAAUUUAUUAUUAUUUUUAUCUAUUAUCCAUGUUAUCCAUUUUAAACUCUUAGGCCUUAAACUCAUUUGCAAUAACUGUGCUGGGUGCCAGAGCCCCACGAGGCCCAGGGGAGCCCCCAGCGGACUUUGGCUGAGACCCACGGACUGGAAUAAAGCAAAGUUAUGAUGAGGGCCAACAGGCCUGGCUCCGGGUUCAACCACACACAAUUUAAAUUGAGAAUAUUUGAAUAAUAAAAAGGGAAAUAAAAAGUGAAUAGAGAACAAAGAAAUAAAAGGGGGGGGGGAGGUAUAUUACAAUAUAUCACUAAAUAUGCCAACAACUACAGUUCCAUACAUGCUUCUCUGGUAUAUAGGUACAGUGCUUUUUUCUAAAAAUUGUUCAGGGUUACUCUCAUUUUGACUCAAGAAAAUCACCAUUUUAUAGUUCCAAUUGGGAAAAAUAAAUACAGUGAAUGGACAAAAGAAAUCAUCUCAAUAACUCAGGAGUCCUACUGUUGUGGAUUAAUUUAAACUAGUUAUGCUUAUUCUGGAUCUACUUCAAAUUGGUUUCCAACCUCAACAUUUCCACUUUUCAGAGGGACAAAGCUGCUUGGUUGUUUUGGUUUCACCCAGAACGGUGGAGUUGGGAACCCCAAAGGUCAUCCACUCCAACCCCCUGCGAUGUAGGUUGGGGGGGUCCGGCAGUGGAGAGACAAGGCUCAUCAUUCCCCCCCCAGACACUGGUUCACCUCCCCCCGCUUUGUCCCCCCGGCAGACCCCUCUGGGGCCCUGUGGGGCGGUCAGGCCUCGGCCACCCCCCCGCCGUGGCUGAGUCCGGAUGCCAGCGAGGCUGAAUCCUCCUGCGAGAUCAACGCUUACGCGCCGCAAGAGUCCCACGUCGCCUGGGCGGAGGGGCUGGCGGGCGGAGGGGGCUGCCCCCGCGCCCUGGAGAGGGGCAAGUGGCUCAUCGCCAGCAUCCAGGCCCCCGACGCCGAGUUCGGGGUCAGCAGCGUCCUGCACACCGAGGAGGCCCCGCCUUGGAAGCAGCAGGAUGGGGUCAGCAGCGUCACCACCACCGCAGGUACCACCUGGCGAGCGGAAGGGGAGCAGCGCGGCCUAGCGGUUAGAGCCCUGCGCCAGCAGCCUGGGAGAGAGGGACCAGCUUAUCAGACAGGCCUGCCAUCAGAGUCAGCGUGGAGGAAUGGCAGGCGAAGGGGAUGGAGGCCGCCUUGAGCCCCUGGGAGGAGAAGGCGGGGCAGAAAUGCGGUUAUUUAAAUUAGGAGUGCCCAAAGUCAUUGGUUACACCCUCAUGGGGGGUGGGGGGCACCGUGGGCCAAUUGGAAAGCGGAAAUCCCUGGAUCAAAUGCAUCUGCUGGGUUGAACUACUUGGAGUAGUCUGAAGUGGAUUUUGAGUCAUUUGGCAACUAAUUGUUGCUGUUUCAAAUCUUGCUUUCAUCUUACUGGGUCAUGCAAACAGUUGUUCCAAACCAUGCCUCUUUUAGGGCACUGGCUGAAAGGGAGAGAGUUUAUGGGGGUCCCCCCCAAAUUUGAGAACCACGAAAUUAAAUGAAUAAAUCAAAUAGAUGGUGGGUUUGUUCAGAGCCGUCUUUCCCAUAGGGCUUAGUGAUGCGUCGCGCCAGGGCGCUGGCCUCUCGGGGGAUCGCUCUCCUGCAUUGGCAUGGGGGAGAGGUGCGCCCCCCACAAGGGCUGGCAGUGCGCAGCUACGGCCACCCCAACACUAUCGGUGGUAAUCUGGGGGUGUUGGGCGGACAUUUGCAGCCUGGCGCCGCAUCUGCUAAACACGGCCCUGGGUUUGUUGUUUUCCCUUCUGGGAUUCCUCCCUUGCACGGGGGGUUGGUCUAGAUGACCGCUGGGGAUCUCUCCCGCUCACCUCGCCCUCCUCCCUCCUUGCGCAGCGGUGCUGUCGGUCUUCACACGGACGCCGCGCCUGGAGUCCCGCCUCGGGCGCCCGGCGGUCCUGCACUGCGGCUUCUCGGCGCCGGCCUCGGCCUUCUCGGUGGAGUGGCGCCAUCAGUUCCGGGGGGCCGGGAAGGUGGUGCUGGCCUUCGACGGAGCCUCGCGGGGGGUGUCGGUGGCCGAGGAGGGGGCCGAGCUGCUGCUGGAUGCUGAGGGCGGUGGCGCCUCCCUGCGCCUGCGGAGCGUGGCCGUCCGCCACGAGGGCACCUACAUCUGCACCGUCUACCUGCCCCACCUGCACGCCCAGCAGGCGCUCGAGUUCAAGGUGGUGGGUGAGUGAGCAACCGGGGGGUCUCCCUCGCAGGGAGGGCGGAGGGAAGGAAGGGGAAAGGGGGGUCCACUGCCCAAAGGGACCCCCAUGGAGCCAGCAUCUUGUAUUCUCACAGUCCAAAUGCCGGCCAGGACCUAGGGAUCCAGAUAGACUGCUCCUGGGCCUGGAGGCGCCAAAAGAACAUAGGGAGAGUGCUUAAACCUUGCAGUGGCCAAAUUGCCCUGAGAUCCCUGACUGGCAGGGGUUGGUCUAGAUGACCCUUGCAGGUCCCUUCCACUUCUGCAAUUCUAGGCUUCUAAGAGCCAAGCGAUCCAGAGAGACUGCCCCUGGACUGGGAGGCUCCUUAAGAAGCGCCUGGCCACUUGAUCAAGCCAACGGGGACCCUGUCUUCCUCAGGAUUCGAAUCCAAGAGCCCCCCUCUCCCCUCCCAGCAGCUGGGAGCCUGCAGCACUCCUGGUUGUCAGCAGGGGGCGCUCUGCUCACUCCCUCCCCCUCUCGCCCUGCAGAGCCCCCCCAGGUGACGCUGCGCCCCACGACGCUCUCGGUCUCCCCCGGCGCCCGGCCCCAGCUGGCCUGCGAGGUCUCCGGCUUCUUCCCUCUGGGUGCCUCGGUCAGCUGGAAGCGGAGGGGGUCCGGCGCCCCCCAGGACGCCUUCCUGGACAUCGGGGACUCGGGGCACCGCCAGGCUCCUGACGGCACCUUCAGCUUCACCAGCUUCGCCCACCUGCUGCCCGUCCCGACCGAGGACCACGGGGUCUCCUACGUCUGCCACGUGGGCCACGCCGGGCUGGGCGAGGCGGGGGUCAAGAAGGCGGUUGUGCUCCAUGUGGCAGGUGGGGGUCUGCACUUGGGGGUCUGUGCUGAGGUCCCCUGGGGGCUGGGUAGCAAGGCCCAGAAGACCGGCUGCGGAUGUGAUUCCUGACUGGCGGAGGUUGGGGGGUGUGGUCCGUCCUGCGUGAUUUAGCUGGAUUCCUCCCUUGAAGGGGGUUGGGCUAGAUGACCGCUGGGGUACCCUCCCAACUAGGAUUCUGUAAAUUGACACUGAUCAAGUCGGGCAUGGGGUGGAGGAUAUGGGGGGUGGGGCGAAGGUGCAGCUUUGGGACCUGCAAUGGGUGGCCAAGGCAGGGUGGGGGUCUGACGUCGCCCCUCUUCUCCCUCGCUGACGCCCUCCUUCCCCCUUCUCCCCCCCCAGGGUCCCUGGGCCCCUCCCUGGAGGAUGCCAUCGGCUUGUUCCUGGUCGCCAUUGUGCUCCUGGGGGUCUUGCGGUCCUUCUUCCGAUGGGGUAAGGUUGUUCCCACCCACCCCUUCUGUACUGUUAUUUUUGUUAUCAAUAUGGUCCUAUUUUACCAUUUGGUCAAUAUUUUGGGGGGAUACUUUAGUUGAGAUUCCUGCCUUGCAGGGGUUGGGCUAGAUGACCCUCUGGGUCCCUUCUGAUUCUACAAUUCUUGGAUUCUAUAAACAUGCACAGCACCCUCCUUUUCUGGAUCUCUGGGCAGUUUGUGGCGUAAAAAUGCACAAUGAAAACACAACGUACAUAAUAAAAAUGAGAACCAAAACAAACCAAUAACCCAGCCUCCCUCAAGUCUAAUUAUUAUAAUGAAAAAUAGAAAUAUUUUCCCUGGCGGAGAGAAUUCAGAAUCUAUUAAGACCAUGCAAAUAUUGACAGUAAAAGCAGGUGAGAAACCUCUCCACCACCACCUGACGCCUUUGAUUGGCGGAACUGGCGCUGACCAAUUGACUCCCCUUUCCCACAGUUGCCAGUACAAGAAGCUCAGCUGGGAAAGCCUCUUGAUUUCAGGGUUGUGGGUUCAAGCACCACCUUGGGGAAAAGAUUCCUGCCUAGAUGACCCUCAGGGUCCCUUCUGGCUCCAAGAUCCUUUGGAACUCCCCGCCUCUUCAUACCAACCAGGCGCCUUGGCCGGACUCUCUUUGGUCGCCUGCUAAAAACAUCCCUGCCCAGCGGCUCAGAAAUGUUGAUUUCCGUUUUAGCUUUCUGCAUGCUUUCAAGUAUUCCUGUCCAUUUCCCUGGGUUUUCUGGUCAUUAACCUUUCCCUGCUUCAUUUUCCUCCUUUUUCCAGCUUCUGAAGAAAAACCCAAAUUGGAGAAGCCCAAAUCCGAGGUCAGUGUCCAAGAUGCUCCCAAGACUGCCAAGUUCUCUCGAUUCCUCAUUUUCCUAUUCUUUUAA